Trichophyton benhamiae CBS 112371 is the source of this 480-nucleotide messenger RNA. RefSeq lists its product as uncharacterized. NCBI's taxonomy places the organism in Eukaryota, Fungi, Ascomycota, Eurotiomycetes, Onygenales, Arthrodermataceae. The transcript is spliced from 2 exons. The record is from RefSeq and is a predicted model, not a curated record. The coding region runs from base 1 to 480 and encodes 159 amino acids.
AUGUUCCCCGUCUAUGCAGCGGUUGAACGACUUGCCUUCCUGGCCACCAGCUCUCUCUCUGCCUUGAGCGCCUUGCUGCUCUUGAAGACAUCGCCAAAUGACAUCCUAAUAUCCUGUCCCGGUACGUUUCGCGCUUUGGGUGUCAUGUUCAAGGCUAUUCUCCUUCGUCUUGUAUCAUGUCAGUCUAAUGCUGUAGAAUUCUUCAGCCAUCCUAUAUCCGUCCAUCUAGCUGCUAUUCACCUGUCAUCUUCAUCGUCGUCUACGAAGUAUUCUCUUUUACUCUCUUUUGCUGCCUCUUGCUAUCUCUCUCCUACGCCCAGGAUUGCGUAUGUGGUCCGUGCGCUUCUGGACACGCAAAAAAGAAGGACGACGGACGACGACGAAGACAAGCAAGAAAACAUCCUCAACCCCCGACUCGACGGCCGCAUAGCACAGGUUACGGCGUCCAACAGGCUGUAUCUCACCGUGUCUUCCUCUUAA